This is a messenger RNA of Cokeromyces recurvatus, 12496 nucleotides long. RefSeq lists its product as uncharacterized. The transcript is spliced from 11 exons. Gene Ontology annotation, molecular function: transcription coregulator activity; protein binding. Gene Ontology annotation, cellular component: SAGA complex; NuA4 histone acetyltransferase complex; nucleus. The record is from RefSeq and is a predicted model, not a curated record. Bases 1 to 12168 code for a protein of 4055 amino acids. Gene Ontology annotation, biological process: regulation of DNA-templated transcription; DNA repair. Lineage: Eukaryota; Fungi; Mucoromycota; Mucoromycetes; Mucorales; Mucoraceae.
AUGACUACUUUACAAGUAUAUGCUCAUAGGUUAGGCGAUCCUAAUUUAGCCACCAAUCUAAAGGUCACUAUUGCUAAUGAAUUAAGAGAUCAAGUAGAGGUUUUUCAAACAGCUGAAUAUCCUAAAUUUCUUUCUACACUUAUACCUGUAUUUCUUGACAUUUUACAAAAUGAACAACCUGUAUUUGUCAGUAAUGCUCCCGAACAAAAAUUGAGAAACAUUAUAUUAGAAAUCAUUUAUCGAUUACCUCAGACCGAAGCAUUAAAAGAAUAUGUGCCCGAGUUAUGCAGAGCAUUAAUGAAGAUUUUACGCGUUGAAAAUGAAGAUAACGCUGUUGUGUGUGUAAAAAUUAUUAUUGACUUGCAUAGAUCAUUUCGACCCAUGUUAGAAGAUCAAGUUCAACCAUUUCUAGAUAUUGUUCAAGAAAUAUUUCAAAAUAUGGAGCAGACAGUUAAAGAUGCAUUUGAUGAUCCUGAUCAAAUAUCAACUCCAUUAUCCGCAGUUUCUCCAAGACCAAUGUCACCAGCAGCGGAUACACCUGAAGUUCCAACAAAAGCAUUACCAAAAAGCAUGUUUAGUUUUAAAGUAUUAACUGAAUGCCCAAUCAUUGUCGUUUUACUUUUUCAAUCUUAUAGACGAGCUGCUGCUGAUAAUAUUAUGAAGUUUGUUCCACUUAUUUUUCAGACUUUAAGCUUGCAGGCCAAACCUCAAAUAGAAGCAGCUAAUAUAGCAAAUGCAAAGGGAGAAGUUUUUAUAGGUGUCAGUCCUGCUAUUAAACAAAGAACUCUUUAUAAUGAAUUUAUUGUAGCUCAAGUAAAAACAAUGUCAUUUCUAGCUUAUAUCUUAAGAAGCUAUACGACACUAUUACGACCUUACCAACAUCAAAUUCCUGAUUUUGUUUUACGAUUAUUAAGAGAAUGUCCAGCUGAAUCAUCUGCAACUCGAAAAGAAUUAUUAGUAGCAACUCGCCAUAUUCUAUCAACAGAUUUUCGAUUAUCUUUUGUACCAAAAAUCGAUCUUCUAUUAAAUGAAAAAGUAUUAAUUGGAACAGGUGUCACUGCUCACGAUACAUUAAGACCUUUAGCUUAUAGUAUGCUUGCAGAUCUUGUUCAUCAUAUUAGGGCAGAAUUAACACCAGCACAACUCUCACGAACAAUUUAUAUUUAUUCACGUAAUUUACAUGAUGCGACAUUAGCUCCCAGUAUUCAAACAAUGUGCGGAAAGUUGUUACUAAAUUUAAUUGAUUGUAUUAUGAAAAUCCCUGACAAAUCAGAAGGAAGAGAACUGCUAAUGCGUAUAUUGGAAGCAUUUGCUAACAAAUUUGAGGCCUUAAAUAUUCAAUUUGAUAUAUGUGUAAAACAAUAUAAAAAGAAGAAACAGUCUAAUGAUGAAAACUCGAUCGAUGCUUCAAGUAGCAACAUAUAUUCAGAUAUCACAAUAAAUAAAAAUGAUAUCAGCAACUUUGAUUUUGAUCGAUCACGGUCUAUUCACACAGCAACAUUUACUCCUGAAUCAGGUAAUGAUGGUAUAAAAGACGGUAGAUUCUUAUUUAGAAAUUUGGCUGUUGGUCUUAAACCAUUAUUUAUUGGCCUUCGACAUUGUAAUCCACCACCAUCGUUAUCCCCACCACCUGUACAAGAAAUGAAUCCACAACUUUACGCCCAAUUUGCUCGCGGCUUUUCCCAGGACGAUGUACAAUUAUUUAUUCGAUUAUUUAGAGAAGGAUUAAAAUGCUUUGAAUAUUAUAAUAUUGAUAAUUAUGGACCAGAUGGAUCUCCACCUAAUUAUCCCCCCUCUGAAGUAGAAUUGACAAAAGAUAAUUGGACUAUUGGAUCAACAGAAUCUUGUUUAAAACUUAAUGUUCAACAAAAUGGUGAAAAAGAAGUACUGGAAACUUUUCCUAUUAUUUUCACUUUAUUGGAUCCAGCUAUCUUUCAAGAAUUAUUUGCAUCACAAAUUGGAUUCUUUUAUGAACGUAUGCUUAUCAAUACUUCACUCCUUCAUUUAUCUCAGUAUUUUUUAGUCAACGAAAUUACGACUCAAGGUUUUGCUGGUAUCUUAUUCAAAUUUUUAGUAGAUAGGAUUGAACAGUUGGGUGAAGGUAACCUUCACAACUCAGCUGUGAUGCUGCAUUUAUUCCGUUUAGCAUUUAUGGCUGUCAACCUUUUCCCCGAUGCAAAUGAGAGUAUUUUACAACCUUAUUUGGCCAACAUGGUUAUGUCUUGCUUCAAAUUAGCUGCAAAAGCAAAGGAGCCUGCAAACUAUUUUUUGCUCCUAAGGGCUUUAUUUAAAAGUAUUGGUGGUGGACGAUUUGAGUUGCUCUAUAAAGAAGUUUCACCUCUGCUUGAAGUCAUCCUUGAGAACCUGAAUGCCCUUAUCUCUCUUGCCCACAAAACAGAUAUGCGUAAUUUAUUUGUAGAGUUAUGUUUAGCUGUUCCUGUGCGUCUAAGUACACUUUUACCUUAUUUACCCUAUCUAAUGCGCCCAUUGGUCAUUGCCCUUCAAGCAGAUCAAGAUUUGGUUUCCCAAGGUUUACGUACAAUGGAGCUAUGUAAUGAUAAUUUGAACCCUGAGUUCUUGGAUCAUAUCAUGGCUCCCGUCAUGACUGAAUUAAUGGAUGCCUUAUGGAAACAUUUGAAGCCUCUGCCAUACAAUCAACAACAUAGUCAUGCAGCAAUGCGGAUUUUAGGUAAAUUAGGAGGUCGUAAUCGUCGUAUGCUCAAAAGUCCUCCUAAACUUGGCUUUAAUGCACGUAUCGAAAGUGGUGUUUCGCUUGAAGUCAUAUUUGAUCCUAGUCCUACACCUCAUACAUUGCCAUUAGAUAAAUGUUUAGAAAUUGCUAUUCAUGCGCUUAAAACAUCUGAAACUGAUAUUUUUUAUAAGCGACAUGCGUAUAAUUUCUUGAAAACACAUUUAAUUCUUAUGCUGGAGUUAGAUGAAGGUCCAGAGAAUCUCGCUAGCUCAUUAUAUAAAAGAAUUAAAUCUCAAUUUAUUAACCCUAGUGAAGAUAACAGUAAAAUCAUACAAGAAGAUGACUCUAAUGAUACCAAAUCCAACAAUGAUAAUGAUGCCAUGGACACUACAGAUGAUACAAUAGCGGAAGUUCAAAAGUCAAAAAAUGAGGCAGCAACAACUUUAAUUGCACAAAAUAUAGGUCGCAUUACUGUUGAUGAAGAAAAUUCAGUUGUAGGAAAUACAUUGACUGAAUCAGGAAUGAAACCAAAGAGACUUGCGGGAAAUGGAUAUACAAAAUAUGUAUCAAAAAGAGUAGCUCAAGAGGAAGCAUUACAUUCUAUUUUAGUUUCUAUUAUGACCGCUUCUAUUAUUCCAGAACUAAGCGAGGAUGCAUGGACCUUUUUCCUCGAUAUUUGUUGUCAUUUCACAUUACUUCAUAUCGGUGAAGCCAUUGAAGCUAAAGAAAAGGGACGCAAGCCUUUAGCGAGCAUGAUGGAAGAGCGUCUGAUGGUACAACAUUUGAAUACAAUGACUUUAGUUGAAGCCAUUGUAGAAAUUAUGACAUCUUCUCAAAUACAACUUCGCAAACGUGGUGAAGAGGCUUUACGUAAAUGUUAUAAUGUGGCUGUCAGCAUUUUCGGAUCAAAAGAAUAUGUAGCUCAGUUACCUAUUUUCCGAGUAUUUGCAUCGCAAUUCUCCGCAUGUUGUUAUAAAUCUGAAUGGUUUAAAAAGAGAGGUGGUUGUCUUGGUAUCUCAAUUAUGAGCUCUCAAUUAGAUAUGGGCACAAAAUGGAUGCGUGAACAUGAACUUGAUUUUAUCCGAUCGUUGCUAUUUGUCUUGAAGGAUGCAUCGCCUGAAAUGGCUAAUGUAAAUACAGAAGAAGCUAGACAAACGCUAUCUCAUGUUCUUAAGGUUUGCAAUGGUCCUGAAGACGGUGAAUCUACGGAUGCACAACAAAAAUUCCAAAAUCUUAUCACGUUAUUACUUGGUGAAUUAUCUAAUUCAAAUAGUGUAGUUCGAGAGACAAUUCAGUCAUCGUUUCAGUUACUUGCGGAUUUAACAGGAAAUGAAGUGACAGAGCUUCUAGCCCCUGUCCGUGAACGACUUGUAGCACCAAUAUUUGCAAAACCUUUACGAGCUUUACCAUUUGCCAUGCAAAUUGGUCAUAUCGAUGCUAUAACUUAUUGUUUGACAUUACGACCACCCUUUUUAGAAUUCAAUGAUGAGCUAACCCGCUUAUUACACGAAGCGCUUGCUUUAGCAGACGCUGAAGAUCAAGCUUUAGCAAGUCGUAAUUCUCAAUAUAAAAACACAACAUCUUUAAUGAACUUGCGUAUUGUCUGUAUCAAGCUUUUAUCUGCUGCGCUUGCAUGUUCUGAUUUUUCCAGUCCACGACAAAUUCAUACUCGCGCACGUAUUAUUCAAGUAUUUUUCAAAUCACUGUAUUCUAAAUCGAUUGAAGUUGUUGAAGCUGCUCAUCGUGGAUUGAAACAGGUUUUGGCUCAACCCCACAAAUUACCAAAGGAAUUACUUCAGCAAGGUCUUCGUCCUAUUCUCACUACAUUAUCUAAUCAUAAAACACUUAGUGUUGCUGGUCUAGAAGGAUUAGCACGACUGUUAGAGCUUUUGACUCAUUAUUUCAAAGUCGAGAUUGGUAAAAAAUUACUAGAUCAUCUGAAGUUAUGGGCUGAGCCUGCUACAUUACAAGAGAUUGCAGGAAAGCCCCUGAGUGAAAACCAUGAAAUCAAGAUUAUUGUUGCUAUCCUGAAUAUUUUCUAUCUACUUCCUGCAGCCGCUCAUAUUUUCUUGGAUGAAUUGGUCACAUCUGUGUUAGAAAUGGAGAGCCAUUUGCGACGUGCUAUCUCUAGUCCAUUCAGACCCAACUUGCUUAAAUAUUUAAACCGAUAUCCUACAGAAACCAUCACAUAUUUUUAUGAAAGGCUAGAUAAUCCCCAAUGCUGUCAACUGUUUAUUGAUCUUUUAAAUAUGGAGAGUGCAGGUCGAUUACGUGAUCAAGUUGCUAAUACUUCUGAGGGACUUGUUAAUAAAAUUUUUAAGGCAUCAGAAUUAGCAGAUCAACCUUUAAACACUCCUAUUCAUAUUCACCAUUACCGUGGUAUCAUGAUUGUACACGCCUUAUUUAAAUACAACCCAGCUUAUCUUAAUCAGCAUCCAGAGGUAUUGGAAUGCUUAAUCAAGCUAUGGCGUAAACGACAAGAGGUACCAGAUAGUCCACAGCAAUGCGAAGAGCAACAACGUAGUUUAUUAAUUACUCGUGAAUUGAUCUUAUUAGCCAAGAUAUUUGUUGACUACUUGAAAAAAAACCCUGAAGAGAUUGAUAUUAUUUUCGAUUUAAUUGCCCUCUUUUCACAAAAGUCUGUUGUUGAUCUUACGUUCUUGCAUAGAUUCUUUUUAGAAGACAUUGCACUAAAAGCACCAGCAAAAUUAAAACGCAUGAUUUUUGAAAAGUUUUUGGAUAUCUUUUCAAAUAAUUCUAUUACGUCCUAUUUUAAAAUGAUGGCGUUAAGACAAGUUAUUAAUCCUGCAAUAUUAGUUGCACUUGUUAGAAAAGAUGAUGGAUAUCAUGAAAUUCUGGACACUAAUAUAAUGGAGCAAUUAGAUGAAAAGGUCUGGGCUAAUUUGAUGAUGGAGACAUCUGAAGAUAAUCAAUAUACUGAAGACUCAUUCCGUAUUGAGCUUUUACAAUUAACUGCCAUGAUUGUUCAAUAUGCUCCACAUUUGCUUGCUGAUCGUAGAAAGGAGGUCAUCAAGUUUGGAUGGAAUUAUUUACGACUUGAGGAUGCAACUAGCAAACAAGCAGCCUAUGUUUUAAUUUCUCAUUUCAUUGCUGCUUAUGAUACUCCUAGUAAGAUAGCCAUUCAAAUUUAUGCCGCCUUACUUCGUGCUCAUUCAUCAGAGGCCCGUUUACUUGUUAAACAAGGCUUAGAUAUUCUUGCUCCAGUGUUACCUCUUCGUAUUACUUCACAGACUAAUGAACGUGUUCCCACUUGGGUAAGGUUGACAAGAAAGGUAGUCGUGGAAGAUACACAUAGUAUUUCACAGAUGGUUAAUGUAUGUCAGAUGCUAAUCCGACACUCUGAACUUUUCUUUGAAUACCGUGAGCACUUCCUCCCUCAAAUUGUUAAUACGCUCCCUAAACUUGGUCUUUUACAAAAUGCUACCCCUGAACACAAACUACUAACGGUAGAGUUGGCUGAAUUAAUCAUUAAAUGGGAAAGAAAACGUUUAGAGAUUCAGAAUGAAGAAGAAUUAGAGAACACUCCUAAUUCACCGUAUAAACGUAAAAUGGAAGACGUACAGCCCAUGGAAAUUGAAGAAAACGAAAUAGAAGAAAGUCCAAGUAAAAAAACUCAAGUGCAGACGAGCUCAGGCGAAGUAAAAGCUAUGGCCUCAUCUUUUGCUUCUUCUCCUUCUUCUUUAUCCAAUAAUGAAGCCAAGUCUUUUCCAAAUAAAGAAUACUCUCCCAGCCUCACUUUACGAGAAAACGUAGUAGGUUACCUUAUCCGUCUCUCUUGUAUGAUUUAUAACCCAGCUGAUUUAAUACAUAAACGUCUUAUUCAAAGAACAAUUGAACUUGUCAAAUCAUUCUUAAAACCUGAUCUUUGGUCUGAUGUUCAUGUGCGUUUUAACCAUUUAGAGCGUUCACUUAUCUUCAAAGAGGUAAAUGAGAUGAUCACCACAAGUGUUUGUAGUGCAUUAGAGAUUCUGAAUGCAUAUAUGACGUAUCGUGAUACAGAUUGGUUUAUACAAAACAUGAAUCAGCUUUAUCGUCUUCUUGAAUCAAGUAUUAAAUCAGAAAGCUCACGUAUUCAAACUGCACUCUAUCCUGUGUUAUCACAUGUUAUUGGUGCUGUUAAUAAACAUAAAGCUACUUUGUCUGCAUCUAUGGAGACACAUACUACUUCCAAUGUAAAUCCUUCUCACGAUGAUGCUUCUGGUUCCCCCACAAACACUGAUACUCCCAUGGAUAUAAAGCCAUCCACAACUACGACACCUGUCUUACCUAACGCAUCUGCUGCUACAUCACCCGUUGAUACCACUACAGCCAUGGAAGUAGAUACUACAGUUAAAGCAGAACAAAGUAGCCAUACUACUGAAUUACUUAGUGAUAUGUCAUCAUCUCAACAACCAAUUCAUACUGAACAACCUCCUGAAGUAACCGCUAUUAUGUCAUUGAUUGAAAGCACUAUUAAUGAAGGAUUAUCUAGCAUGACUAAUAUCUAUAGUGUACUUAAACUAUUACAGGCUGCUAGUGAUAAUGACAGUGCCUAUUUAGAUCGCUAUGUUCCAGAUAUUGUUAAAUUGCUUCAACUCCUGACCAAAGAGCAUACUUUACCUUCCCUCUCAACACCCAGUAUGUCUUAUGAAUCCCAAGUAAGUCUCUUAGGACUCACUCUUUCGUUGCUCAAGAAACGAAGCGCUCAUUUAGGAGACCAACGCCGAUGGUUCUUAACUUGCUUAAUCCAAUUAAUUGAGAAAUCGCCUGAUAUUCCACUUUUGCACGACAUUUUAGGCAUGUUAAGCGAUUGGGUUCUCAACAAAGUAGAGCCUACUCCAACUAUAAAAGAAAAAGCCGGUCUACUAGGAAAAAUGAUUACGAUUGAAACAAGACAUGAUGCUAAAUUGACAGAGGAUUUUCUGAAACUUGUACUUGAGAUUUACAGUAAUUCAUCAUUUACUCACUCGGAAUUAACUGUACGUUUGGAGCAGGCAUUUUUAUUGGGUGCUCGAAAUGAAAAGCCCGAAAUACGUACCUCCUUCAUGAAGAUUUUAAACGAGAGUAUUGGUAAUUCUUUGUUUACUCGUCUCAAUUAUAUUUUGGGUGUGCAAAACUGGGAAUCUUUGGCUAAUUUCUUUUGGAUACAUCAAGCUUUGGAUGUUUUGAUUGGCUCUGUAAAGAUUGAUACACAGGUAUCUGCUCCUUAUACUUUGAAAGUUAAACCCAUUAGUAUUUUUAAUACACAUUUGGAUGAUGAUGCUGAUAAUGAUAUCGAUGUACCGAGCAAUAUAGCACAGGUCGUACACAGUCAUAGGAACUUUUUAAAGAGUCUGCAAGAUAUAUCCAUUCAAGAUUCAUUGGCUGAUAUUAGACAGUUACAAUAUUUAGAUGACAAUGUAGCAUUUAAACUUUGGAUUGACUUGUUUCCUAUUUGCUGGUCUGCUCUUUCAAGUAUUGAACGUCAUGACAUAUCCAAAGUGUUAAUUACCUUACUUUCCAAAGAUUAUCAUUCAAAACAGUCUGAAUGUAGACCUAAUGUGGUACAAGCCUUAUUGACAGGUAUCUCAGAUACAGUGACUCCAGUUCCUAUUCCUGUUCACUUAAUAAAGUAUUUGGGAAAAACUUAUAACUGCUGGCAUACAGCAAUUGAAGUGUUACAGAGACAAGCUGUAACAGGUCGAUUAAUAGACGUUUCAAAAGAAGAACAAGUUAACCAACAACGUGUUUUAGAUUCACUGGGAGAAUUAUACAAUACCCUCAAUGAAGAUGAUAUGUUUUAUGGAUUAUGGCGUCGUCGUAGCGUCUAUUCUGAAACCAAUAUGACUGUAUCUUGUGAACAGAGCGGUAUGUGGCAACAAGCACAACAAAUGUAUGAAAAUAUUCAACUGAAAACUCGUGGGAAUAUCCUGCCUAACGCUGAAUCUGAAAAUAUGCUUUGGGAGGACCAUUGGAUUUUAUGUACUCAAAAACUACAACAAUGGGAUGUUUUAUCUGACUUGGCCAAACAUGAUAACAAUUCUAGUUUGUCACUUGAAUGUGCUUGGCGAUUAUCUGAUUGGACUGCAGAGCGUGAAUCACUUGAACAAUCAUUACAACAAAUUUCAGAUCUUCCUAUUCCACGUCAAAAGGUAUUUGAAGGGUUUUUAGCAUUGAUCAAGUCCCAAACGAAUGAAGACAAGUUACCCGAAUUUAUGCGUAUUUGUGAAGAAGGUGUGCAAUUGGCUCUGCGUAAAUGGCAUUCAUUACCCGUUGUAGUGACUCAAAGUCAUUUACCAUUAUUGCAGACGUUCCAGCAAUAUUUAGAGCUUUCAGAAGCAAGCCAAAUCUUUAGUAGUUUAUCAAAUACGGAUGCCCAAAAUCUAGAUCAACGAUCAGCGGAACUUCGUAGUAUUUUAGGUACUUGGCGUGAACGUUUACCUAAUAUGUGGGAUGAUAUUAAUGUUUGGAGUGAUCUUGUUGCCUGGCGUCAACAUAUAUUCAGUGCUAUCAACCGUACAUACUUGCCAUUAAUCCCUUUGCUUCAAUCGGCAUCAGGACAAAGUAAUAAUAGUAGUGGUCAUUCAUAUGCUUAUCGUGGAUAUCAUGAGACAGCUUGGAUUAUUAACCGAUUUGCUCAUGUUGCUCGUAAACAUCAGCUUUAUGAUGUAUGUAUUAACCAUUUGACCAAGAUUUAUACACUUCCCAAUAUUGAAAUUCAGGAAGCAUUCUUGAAAUUACGUGAACAAGCAAAGUGCUAUUAUCAGAAUUCAAAUGAGCUUACUGCUGGAUUGGAUGUGAUUAACAAUACUAAUUUAAUGUAUUUCACCCACCAACAAAAGGCUGAAUUCUUUACACUUAAAGGUAUGUUUUUAGCCAAGUUGCAACACUAUAAUGAAGCGAAUGAAGCCUUUGUAAAUGCUGUUCAAAUCGAUAUGACUUUACCUCGUGCAUGGGCAGAAUGGGGACGAUAUAAUGAUCGUCGCUUUAAAGAAAAUCCUAAGGAUCUUUCAUGGGCAAACAGCGCAGUUAGUUGUUAUUUACAAGCCUCUGGACUUUACAAGAGUGCUAAGGCACGUAAGCAUCUACUACGUAUAUUAUGGUUAUUAAGUUUAGAUGAUCAAAGCGGUAUUAUUUCUCGUGCUGUUGAAAACUAUAAAGGUGAAUGGCCUGUCUGGUAUUGGAUUACAUUUAUUCCCCAAUUGUUAGCAGCUAUUCAGCAUCGUGAGGGCAGACAUGCUCGUGCUAUUCUGAUUCGUAUUGCUAAACAGUUUCCUCAAGCUCUUCAUUUUCAAUUAAGAACUGCUAAAGAAGAUAUGAUGAAGCGUGCAAGUGUUUUACAAGCAAGCUUAGCUGCUGAAGCUGCUCAACAGCAACAACGUCAGAAUAAUGCUGCAUCUGCCUCUAAUGCUGUUACAAGUACCAACACUACUACUACAAACGGAUCACAGACAUCAUCAUCAGCCCCUACUGCUGUUAAAACUGAGAAUGUAACGGCAAAAGAAAAUGCUGUAGAAAGUAUGGAUGUAGAUAAUAGUACGACAGAGAUUAAAUCCGAAGAAAAGAAAGAUAAUACAACAAAUGAAAAGUCAGAGUCAACAGGAGAAUUAAAUAAUAAUAUACAAGGAGAGGCCGAAAAAGUAAGUGUAAAAGUAGAGGACUCUAACAAAAAUUCCGUAACACAACAGCAACAACAAAAUGAAACAUCUUCUUCUUCUUCUUCUGUUCAAACUUCACAGGCUACUCAUAUUAACCCACAAUCAGCAGUUUCUCAACAGCAGCCUUCCGUUGCAAAUUCAUCAAAUACAACUAUGGGUACUACUCCAGCUCCACAUAUUACAAUUCCUGGUGCAAGAGGACCAUUACCUACUCAAAUUAAUCCAGCUAUUGCAGCAGCUAGUCCAUUUGAUGAAAUUAUGUCCAUGUUGAAAACUGGAUAUCCUUUAUUAGCAUUGACUAUGGAAACUAUGGUUGAUCAAAUUCAGUUGAAAUUUAAGCCUCAACCAGAUGAAGAUAUGUAUCGAUUAGUAGUUGCUUUAUAUAAUGAGGCCAUACAGCAAUUGUUAUCCCGAUUAAUAAAUCCUAAUGAUACUUUACAGUUGACGCAUACAACUGUAGCCAAUAUUCAUCGAUUUGCCGAAAGCCUUUAUCCUGGACUUUUGAAGACAGCAUUUGUAAAUGAUUUUGCAAAAAACAGAUUAAAUUUAGAAGAAUAUGUAGCAAAAUUGAGAGUUUGGCGUGAUAAAUUUGAAGCUAUGUUGGAUGCUAGACCUCGUAAACAAAAAUUGGAAGCAGUUAGUCAUUAUCUUGUCGAGUUUCAACAUCAGAAGUUUGACGAUAUUGAAAUCCCUGGGCAAUAUUUAAUGCUCAAAGAUAAUGCAAAUGACUUUUUACGUAUUGAUCGUUUCUUACCAGAGGUUGAAGUCAUUCGAAGCUAUGGUAAUUGUUACCGUCGUUUAAUUAUUCGAGGAAAUAAUGGUACAUUACAUCCUUUUAUUAUUCAAAACCCUGUGGCCCGCCAGUUCCGUCGUGAAGAACGUUUAAUGCAACUUUUCCGUAUGUUAAAUUAUAUUCUUGAACGUCGCAAAGAGAGUCGUGUACGUAACUUGGCUUUCCAUCUACCUGCCAUUAUACCUCUUGCGCCAAACGUAAGAAUGGUGCAAGAUGAUCCAUCGUAUACUUCUUUAUACGACAUUUAUGAAGAUCAUUGUGAUAGUAUUCAUAUGCAUAAGGAUGAUCCACUAGUUUACUUUGUAGAGAAAUUCAAGAGUAAUAAUAAUCCUCAAGGAGAUGUGGUAAAUCAAAAGACAGAGUUGCUUAAUUUACGUAUGGAAAUCAAUGAUUAUAUCUCGACAAAUAUGGUGCCAUCUAAUAUAUUAAGCAAAUAUUUAUUCAAGACCAUGAGCUCAUACACAGACUAUUGGAUGCUACGUAAGCGCUUCACUGCACAAUAUGCCACUGCAACCUUUAUGGUUUAUAUCUUUAGUGUUGGACAUCGUAUGCCUCAUAAAAUCAUGAUUUCCCGAAAUACAGGAGAUGUUUGGAUGACAGAAAUAUUACCAGGUUGGAAUCCAGCAAAUCCCUUAUUUGGUAAUGGUGAAGCAGUUCCUUUCCGUUUUACUCCUAAUAUCCAAGAAUUCAUUACGCCUAUUGGUAUUGAAGGUUUAUUUACGUCCUGUUUAAUGGCUACGGCCCGUUGCUUGACAGAACCUGAAUUCCAAUUAGAUCAAUAUUUAUGCUUAUUCGUACGUGAUGAACUUGCUACCUGGCACUUGGCUAAUCAUCGCUCUGUCAAUGAUACACAAUUCCGAGAAAGAAUUAAUACCAAUAUUCUUCAAGUACAAACAAAAGCUCAGUUUUUAUCUUGUAAGGCAGAUUGUGAAAAGACAUUAAGCGCAGGAAAACCCAUCAAUCAAAAUGUGAUUGAUUUAAUAUCUCAAGCUAGUAACCCUCAAAAGAUGGCUCAAAUGGACUGUACUUGGAUGCCAUGGUUAUAAAGCUAUUCUAAUUUAUAGAUAAACACACACACACACACCAUUGUAUAUAUACAUAACAAAAAAAAAAAAAAGGAAAUGAAAAAGAAAAGGGGUCUUUUUUAUUUUAUUUUUAUAUUCUUUUUUUUUAAAUAAAUACUAAUAAUCAUGUUUUAAAGAGGAAAAUGUUCAUAAUAUAUUACGUACAGAGAGAGAAGGAUGCAAAAAAAUGAUGACAUUGAGUACUAAGGCUUUAUAUGUAAAUGUCUUAUUAGUUAAUAUUAGCGUUUUGAUUAAUAUAAUUAUUGUUCGUAGUAGUGCUUAAGAGACCACUACCCAAGAGACCCGUAAG